AACAAUCCGUUGCAAGGUCUUAUAGCUGUGAUCGAGUCCUUUUUCAGCUUCUAAUUAUCGCGACCGCUGCAGCUGUCGUUGUUGUAGUUUAUUUCUUCCUCGGUCGAACCACAUGUCUUCGUUUUCUAGCCCACUCCUCGUGCGCGCUGCCACAGCAGCGGCGGCUAACAAGGCUUCCACGCCGUUGCUGCAACAGCUGGGCAAGUCGUUGGAGGCUGAGGGCCCUGCACUCGCAAACAGGAUAAAGGGAGUGGUUGUGUUUAAAAUCGACGACGAGGAGUGGACUCUCGACCUGACGGAGGGCACCCAAGGCCAGCUCUACCCCGGACCCCCCAAGAGCGGUGACAAGCCCGACCUCACCCUCACCAUCUCCGAUGCGCACUUUGCGCAGCUCGUCAUGGGAAAGCUCAACCCUCAAAACGCCUUCCUGAUGCGCAAGCUCAAGAUCAACGGCUCCAUGGGAAUGGCCAUGAAGCUGCAACCCAUCCUGGACGCAGCGCAGCCGCAGUCCAAGCUGUAAACAUCAGGAGAGGACAGGAGAGGGAGGCGGGUCAGGAGGCUCGAGCAGAGGGUUUUGAGGCUGGGUCGUGAGCUGGGCAUGCUUUUGUGAUGAGUCUGGGUCAGGAGGCUCGAGCUGGGUGUGCUUUUGUUGGUUUCGGGGUGGUGGGUUUUGCAGAGGAUGGCGGGAUGGGGUGGGGGCGUCGAAUGGGUGUGCGGCCUUGAUGCCUUGAUGUCAGGUGGGUUCCAUGCAGAGCGGAGCAGAGGAGCUUAUGCCUCGUUUGAGUGCAGUAUCAUCUUGCCGCUUCGAAUCAUGUCAGGAUUGGGGUCUCGGACGUGCGGUUUGCUUUUUGCUUGGUUUGCCCUUUCUUGGUAACUUUUGGAAUCGUUUGUGAGAGAGGUGCAGGUGUGGAGGUGCUGCUGGCUUUUCGCAAUACGAAAACGAAGAGAGCAAUGCGCUUGUUCCCGAAAGCUUCCCGAAGUCGAGCCAUGUCGGCGGCAACCGGGGCACCAUCAACAGCUUUUAAGGAGUAGU
Molecule: messenger RNA, 1033 nt
Organism: Astrephomene gubernaculifera
Lineage: Eukaryota; Viridiplantae; Chlorophyta; Chlorophyceae; Chlamydomonadales; Astrephomenaceae
Source: the annotation of a GenBank genome assembly